GCGUGAGGACCCGAGCGAUUAGGGGGCUGUGGGCCCGCGGUUUCCUUGGAGACCGAGUUGAAGCUGCCGGAAGUGGAACUGCAGUCGGCGGCAGCAGCGCGGGGGGUGGGGCCAGAGGACGAAGGUGGCCGCUCCGAGGACCAGGACUAGGAUGAAGAUCCUGCUAUGGAGCCGGCGGACGCGGGGGCGGCUGGCGGCUCGCAGGGUGCGCCAGGGCCUCAAGAACCCGGCAUUCUCCCUGGGCGUGAAGGACAAGCAGUUCCUGAUCAAGUGGUGCCUACGCGAAACAUUUCACCCAGAGUCAUAGUACAUGUGGAUCUAGAUUGCUUUUAUGCACAAGUAGAAAUGAUCUCAAAUCCAGAAUUAAAGAACAAACCUUUAGGUGUUCAACAGAAGUGUUUUGUGAUUACUUGCAAUUACGAAGCCAGAAAACUUGGAGUUAAGAAAUGUAUGAAAGUGAAAGAUGCAAAAGAAAAGUGUCCACAGUUGGUAUUAGUUAAUGGAGAAGACUUGACUCGUUAUAGAGAGAUGUCCUAUAAGGUUACAGAAUUGUUGGGAGAGUUUACUCCACUUGUUGAGAGACUUGGAUUUGAUGAAAAUUUUGUGGAUCUAACAGAAAUGGUUGAGAAGCGACUCCAGCUACUACAAACUGAUGAACUUGCUGCUCUGACUGUGUCAGGCCAUGUAUAUAGUAAUAAGUCUGUAAACAUGAAUGAUAUCAUGCACAUCAGACUACUUAUUGGAUCUCAGAUUGCAGCAGAGAUGCGGGAAACCAUGUAUAAUCAGUUGGGACUCACUGGCUGUGCUGGAAUUGCUUCUAAUAAACUGUUGGCAAAAUUAGUUUCUGGUGUCUUUAAACCAAAUCAGCAAACAGUCUUACUACCUGAAAGUUGUCAAGAUCUCAUUCUUGGUUUGAGCCACGUAAAGGAGAUACCUGGUAUUGGCUAUAAAACUGCCAAAUGUCUUGAAGCACUGGGAAUCCAUAGUGUGCAUGAUCUUCAAACUUUUUCAUCCAAAAUAUUAGAAAAGGAAUUAGGAAUUUCAUUUGCUCAGCAUAUACAGAAGCUCAGUUUUGGAGAGGACAAUUCUUCUGUGAUACCCUCAGGACCACCUCAGUCCUUUAGUGAAGAAGAAUCAUUCAAAAAAUGUUCAUCAGAAGGUGAAGCUAAAAAGAAGAUAGAAGAACUACUUGCUAUCCUUUUGAAUAGAGUGUGUAAAGAUGGAAGGAAGCCCCAUACAGUAAGGUUAGCAAUCCGUCGAUUUUCAUCCAAAUACUAUAGUCGUGAGAGUCGGCAGUGCCCUAUUCCAGCCCAUAUAAUUCAGAAGCUGGGAACAGGAAAUAGUGAUGUGAUGACCCCAUUGAUUAAUAUACUAAUGAAACUUUUUCGAAAUAUGGUAAAUGUGAAGAUGCCAUUUCAUCUUACCCUUCUAAGUGUGUGCUUCUGCAACCUUAAAGCACUAAAUACUGCUAAGAAAGGAUGUAUGGAUUACUAUUUAACACCAUCAUUAACAACUUCACACUCUGGCAAGCACAGUUUUAAAAUGAAGGAUACUUACAUGGAAGACUUUUCCAAAGACAAAGAAGCAAACUGUGAUUUUCUAACAACUGGAAGAAUUGAAAGAACAGAAGUAUCUUCCCUAGAUAGUACAAAUUUUUCUAAAGACAAAGACAUCAGUGAAUUCCUACACUAUUCAUUUCCUGAGAAAAUUGACCAAGAAGUCUUUAGGCAGCUUCCAGCAGAUAUUCAAGAAGAAAUCCUUUCUGGAAACUCUAAAGAAAAAGUUCAAGUGAAUGAAAAGUUGAGUUGUUCACGACAGGCUUCCAGAGGACUGUUAUCUUUCUUCUCUACAAAACAAAUGCAGGAUAGUCCCUUAAAUUCUAGAGGUAACUUGUCCAGUUGCAAACAGGUAUCCUCUGUAUCUCCCUGUGAAGCAGGAACAUCAGGCUUAAAUAGCCCACAAGGUUACUCAAAUUAUAUAGUCAACGGAUUAAGCAUGAGUCGGGAACCUAAAGAAUCUCAUGGAUUCCAUUUUCCCAAUACAAACCCUGUUCUCCAUUCAUCUCCUAAUUUGCAGAAUGAGCAACUUUUCUCCAAAAACCACACUACAGAUAGCCACAAACAAACAAAACCAACAGCCUCUCAGCAAGGACUCAAAGAAAGUAGAGAUUUUGCUGAAGAGAAAAUUAGUUUUCCACCUGACAUUGAUCCUCAAGUUUUCUAUGAACUACCAGAAGAGGUACAAAAAGAACUGGUGGAUGAGUGGAAGAGAACUGGAUGAGAUUGCCAUACUGUACAUAAUGAGCGUGUUCAGAAAAAGGUCUAAAAGCUGGAAAGUAUCAGUGGUCUCAGAUUAGCAGCUUCUUAAGCUCUUCUGAAUUAAAUACUAAUGUUCAGUAAUAAAGAAAUCCAAUGUAAAAUGUUCCAGAUAAAUCAAGAAUGGAUAUAAGAAGUAAAUUUCAGCACAAAGCAUAAAUACAUAACAGAAGCAAUAAUGUAUAUGUAUUGUCACAAGUUUUUGUUUGUUUGUUUUUCCUUCCUCCCUGGGACUGUCUUGCUAUGUAGUCCAGGCUAGCUUUGAACUCAAGAUCCUGUUAUCUCAGCCUCCUGAAUGCUAGGAUUACAGGUAUGUACCACCAUGCUUAGUUUAUAGCUAUUUUUAUUGCUUUUCAAUAAAAGGAAUAUUUUUGUCAA
Cavia porcellus (domestic guinea pig) is the source of this 2693-nucleotide messenger RNA. It is a transcript of the gene Poli, whose product is annotated as DNA polymerase iota. The coding region runs from base 166 to 2280 and encodes 704 amino acids. Gene Ontology annotation, molecular function: DNA-directed DNA polymerase activity; damaged DNA binding. The record is from RefSeq and is a predicted model, not a curated record. Gene Ontology annotation, biological process: translesion synthesis. The transcript is spliced from 10 exons. Lineage: Eukaryota; Metazoa; Chordata; Mammalia; Rodentia; Caviidae.